Molecule: messenger RNA, 1713 nt
Organism: Acanthosepion pharaonis
Lineage: Eukaryota; Metazoa; Mollusca; Cephalopoda; Sepiida; Sepiidae
Source: the annotation of a GenBank genome assembly
AUGCAUUCAGAAAAGGUCUCUACAGCAACUUCAACGUCUUCAAGUGAAAACAGAAAAAGCUCGAAGCCUAUCAUGGAGAAACGAAGAAGGGCACGAAUAAACGCCAGUCUGGCUGAACUAAAGUCACUUCUGUUAGAAGUUAUGAAAAAUGAGGGCAAUCGUCACAGUAAAAUGGAAAAGGCUGACAUUCUGGAGAUGACUGUGAAACAAUUACGACUUUUACAAAGACAACAUUUUUCAGCUUCUGCCAAUGAUGAUUCUCCUGUCUUAACGAAGUAUGUAUUGGGUUUCCAAGAAUGUGCUAGCGAAGUCAGUCGCUAUUUGAGUUCCAUGGCCGAAGUAGACCCUGAGAUUCGAACCCGUCUCCUCAACCACCUGGCUACCUACAUUACUUCAUCUCCCUCUUUUCCCAACUCUUCUUCGCCCAAACGACACUAUUCGUCGUCUUCGCCUUUGCCUGCCGCUCUGGUCAACCGACCAACGUCCGCGUCCGAAAGUUCCUCCUGUCCUUCUCCGGACAAAGUAGCCUCUUCUUCACCACUACCAUCACGACAUGUCUUUGCGGCGAAAGUUCCAGGGUGCCCUACCGAAAUAAUCACUUCAAACGACGCUUCUUCUUCGUCCGAUUCCAAACAAACGAUUUCGUCUGCGACAACAAAUGUGACCGGCGUGACCAAUGGCAUCCUGACUUUAGACGCUUCUCUUUCUCACAUCCAGACAUCAAAAAUGGGAAACGUCCAGUUGCUGGCCACGAAGAUGCCGGCUUGUCAAGUAGCAUUCGUUCUUCCCGCUAGCGUCAUGACUGACGACUCCCAACAAACACUCCGGCCUCAACAGAAUUACUUCCCUGUUCCAAUCUAUGCACCCACCUCCCAAGCCACCCUCAUGCCGAUGACCAGCUCAGGACCCAGCACAGGAGCAAUGAUGACUUUGAUGCCCGAUGUAACCAAAUCUGGAAUCAGUGUAGCACCACUGACCAAUAUGUCAGCCGUACCUCAGAUUAUAUCCUUUCCAGGGACAUUGCCCAGUCCCAUAUCGUCGAGAGCACAGAUUUUAGUUAAUGGCACAGACAUUUACAAAGAGACUGAACUUACACACAAAAACAGUACCCGGAUGUCGUCACCUGAAAUGAAACAAACAUUAUCUCCUUCUCCUUCUGUAACCAAGGAACUUACAAGAAACCACAUAUCAGCCAAUGAAGAACCGUGUACUUUACGUGUUUGCGAAGAUGAAAAUGUUUGGCGGCCAUGUUUCCUUUCUUCGCACUUUCUUCCUUCUCUUUCUUUUUUUUUUCUUUCUUUCUUUCUUUCUAUCACUAUUUCAGCUUUCUUUCUUUUUCUUUCUUUCUCUUUCUUUCUUUCUAUCUUUCUGUCUUUUUUUCUUUCUGUCACUAUUUCAGUGUUCAUUCUUUCUUUCUUUCUGUCACUAUUUCAACUUUCUUUCUUUCUUUCUCUCUUUCUUUGUUUCUUUCUUUCUGUCACUAUUUCAGCUUUCUUUCUUUCACUAUUUCAAUGUUCUUUCUUUCUUUCUUUCUUUCUGUCACUAUUUCAGCUUUCUUUCUUCCUUCCUUUCUUUCUUUCUUUCUUUCUUUCUUUCUUUCUUUCUUUCUUUCUUUCUUCAGAAUUUUAUAUCUAUCUAUCUAUCUAUCUAUCUAUCUAUCUAUCUAUCUAUCUAUCUAUCUAUCUAUCUAUCUAUCCGAAGAGGAUCUUGUAA